This is a messenger RNA of Pelodiscus sinensis (Chinese soft-shelled turtle), 2422 nucleotides long. It is a transcript of the gene RALYL, whose product is annotated as RALY RNA binding protein like. Gene Ontology annotation, molecular function: RNA binding. Gene Ontology annotation, cellular component: nucleus. The record is from RefSeq and is a predicted model, not a curated record. NCBI's taxonomy places the organism in Eukaryota, Metazoa, Chordata, Testudines, Trionychidae.
UUCCUUCUUCCACCGCCAUACUGUAUUUUAUAGUAACUCAUUUUUAUUCCUCUCUUUUACUCCCGCUCGUGGAAGGUUUUCCUGGAGAAUGAAGUGCGGGUUGGUUUCCUUGUCAACGGAAGAUGAAGUGAACAACUGAACAUCUCCCCAGUGCAGUGAUCAAGGGCUGCUCCUGAGAUGGGGACCCUGUGCGCAUUGGUUAAUCCAAGCCUGGUUUUGAAGUUAGGGCACACUCUGUUUCUGAGCCUGCUGUGUGUGGAGGCCUCAGCAGGAUUCAGAAUAUUCAGGUUUGAGAUGCUGAUGGAAUGUUAAAAGAACACCGCCCUGGUGAGCAGAGUGUGGACACAUCCAAGUUUGGUGCUCCUGGAAGGUGCCUUGCCAGUUGGUUUUUGGUUAAAGCUAAGUGAGCCAACCAUGACUGGCAAAACACAGACCAGCAAUGUCACCAAUAAGAACGACCCCAAGUCAAUCAACUCCAGAGUCUUCAUUGGCAAUCUGAACACCGCUAUUGUCAAAAAAGGUGACAUAGAGGCAAUCUUUGCAAAGUAUGGAAAAAUAGUUGGCUGCUCAGUGCACAAAGGUUAUGCAUUUGUACAGUACAUGAGUGAGAGGCAUGCGAGGGCUGCAGUGGCAGGAGAAAAUGCCAGGAUCAUUGCAGGACAGCCCCUCGACAUCAACAUGGCAGGAGAACCAAAACCAUACAGACCAAAACCUGGAAACAAGCGGCCUCUUUCAGCCCUUUACAGGAUUGUGUCAAAAGCCAUGCUGAAAUCUAGUUACAUUAUGCCGACCGCAGUCGCCCAUCCACCAAAUCAGUCACCCUGCCAAAGAAGGAAAUCAAGACUUGAUUCAAAGGAACCUUUCCUGUCUGUUGGAGGUUAUGUCUUUGAUUAUGAUUACUACAGAGAUGACUUCUACAACCGAUUGUUUGAUUACCAUGGUCGUGUCCCACCACCACCUCGUGCAGUGAUACCCUUGAAGCGCCCUCGUGUGACCAUGACAGCAACUCGUCGAGGGAAAGGAGUUUUUUCCAUGAAAGGGGGAUCACGAUCUACAUCUAGUGGGGCUUCCUCUUCAGGAUCCAAAUUGAAAUCAGAUGAGUUGCAAACAAUCAAGAAGGAAUUAACCCAAAUCAAAACAAAAAUUGACUCUUUGCUAGGGAGGCUGGAGAAGAUUGAAAAACAGCAGAAGGCUGAAGCAGAAGCUCAAAAGAAGCAAAUGGAAGAUCAUGCUGAGUUGAUCCAAGAGGAAUGCAUAUCAGAGAAUGCAGAUAACUCUACAGAAGAGCCAAUUGAAGUAGGGCCAGAUGCAGAUGGGGAUGGAGAAGAUAUGACUGAUGGAAUAGAGGAGGAUUUUGAUGAGGAUUGCAGCAAUGAGCUGUUUCUACAGAUCAAGUGAUGAGUGAGCCCCGUGGAGUCUGAGAAGAGAAACUGUGACUUCCCCUUUCCACUCCCCCACAGAAAUGUGAACUGCGGUUUCUUACUGGCUAGCAACACCUUUGAUUCAAUUUGUAUGAAAACUCACUUUACUUAUUAAAAUGGACAUUAUUGUUCAAACCUUAGAAAUUUCAUUUCUUAUAUGUUCUAAGCUGUACAACUGUCAGAUUUUUAUGGUUUAGAUUGUAAAUGUGUUUUCCUCUGGCUAAUUAUUGGUAUUAUUUGUUUUUAAUUUUGAUGUGUUAAAGGCCAAGGUACUGUAUGAUAACAAUACGAAGGACGUAUUUAACAGGCGAGAGAGACACUGUAUACAAAUGUAUAUUUGUAAAAGCUAUUUUUAUGAUUAGCAUGUUUUACUGUUUAUCAUAUUUAAAGUCACUUGAUAUUGCAUUUCUAUGUUUACAGUUUAAUUCAAACAUGUUCAUGUUAUGAUCAAAGACUUAUGAUCAAUCAUGUUGUAUGGUAUUUUUCAUUAAUUUUCAUUAUAUUGAUAGUUUAAAAUAAUUAUGUUUACUAGUAGGGAUAAUAUUGAAAGGCAAAGUAAUUGCUCUGUUCAUGCACUAUUUCACUGUAAUUGCUAAAAAGUGCAAAUAUGUCAACUAUUGGAUCAAUUGAUAAACUGUCAAUUAAACUCACUUGUUAAUCCCUUUUUUCAAACAAGCACUCUCUGUGAUGCCAUAGAUUAGCACGGUUAUUUCAUCUGUAUCCGUUACUCUCUCAAAGCAGUUUGUUGUUACCUUAUGAAAAAGUUUACAUAUCAGUGAAUGUCCUAUCCAAAUUGUAUUCCAGACAGGUGAAUGUUUUAUAUAUUUCCAAUAUUUGAAACAUGACAUUAGAUUACCAAAUGUUUUGUUUCACUUUCAGUCAACAGGCUCUUUCCAUUCCUCAACCUCUCAAGCACUCUCCACAUGCUUGAAGUUGGCAUAACCCAUUCUCACAGAGGCUGUAGGGGAAUUCAGUAUAUAAUUUCUUAAUAAAUCAUGCUU